Molecule: messenger RNA, 1473 nt
Organism: Effrenium voratum
Lineage: Eukaryota; Dinophyceae; Suessiales; Symbiodiniaceae
Source: the annotation of a GenBank genome assembly
AUGGUUGACAUCAAACAUCCGCGAUGCAACUGUGGCAGAGCACGGCCUUGUUUUGGGAUGCCAGAGGAUGCGCGGGCCUCCUGCUGCGCCAAGUGCAAGCUGGAGGGCAUGGUUGACAUCAUAAACCCGAGAUGCAACUGUGGCAGAGCGAUUCCUUCUUUCGGCAUGCCAAAGGAUGCGAGGGCCUCCUGCUGUGCCAAGUGCAAGCUGGAGGGCAUGGUUGACAUCAUAAACCCGAGAUGCAACUGUGGCCGAGCACAGCCUGCUUUCGGGAUGCCAGAGGAUGCGCGGCCCUCCUGCUGUGCCGAGUGCAAGUUGCAGGGCAUGGUCGACAUCAAGAAUCUGAGAUGCAACUGUGGCAGAGCGAUUCCUUGUUUCGGGAUGCCAGACAAUGCGCGGGCCUCCUGCUGCUCCAAGUGCAAGCUGGAGGGCAUGGUUGACAUCAAAAGUCGGAGAUGCAACUGUGGCAGAGCGAUUCCUUGUUUCGGGAUGCCAGAGGAUGCGCGGGCCUCCUGCUGCGCCAAGUGCAAGUUGGAGGGCAUGGUUGACAUCAAGAAUCCGAGAUGCAACUGUGGCAGAGCACAGCCUGCUUUCGGGAUGCCAGAGGAUGCGCGGGCCUCCUGCUGCGCCGAGUGCAAGUUGGAGGACAUGGUUGACAUCAUAAGUCGCAAAUGCAACUGUGGCAGAGCACGGCCCUAUUUCGGUAUGCCAAAGGACGCGCGUCCCUCCUGCUGCGCCAAGUGCAAGCUGGAGGGCAUGGUUGACAUCAAAAAUCCAAAGUGCUCUGUUUGCGGGAAGCAUGCGAAGUAUCCAGAUGCUGCUGGCAAGCCGCGGCAGCUUUGCGCAGCGCACUCUGCCGAAGUCGGUGCACAUGUGCUAUCCUCUCCGUGCUGGUCACGUGCUGCAAGUGAGUGUUUGGAUCUCCUGGAGGAGGAGCGAGGCUUCAAAUUCCUGUAUCGUCAGAGGUUUGACGAAGCAGCCGGCGCAUGGUCUGGGGAGGAGUUUGCCGGAUUGGUCGCAGAUAGAGCGCUGCGGCCUGACGCGUAUGAUCCGCCGCGGCGGGAGGUUGUGGAAUUUCUGGGGAACUACUACCACGGCUUCCCUCCGAAGCAUCCCGAGCAUCUCAGCUUCACUUGCGUGGGCGGCAAGACAUCGGCAGAACUCCAUCGCGAGACUUUCAAGCGCCUGGACCUCUUCCUGGAGCAAAAUAUGCGUGUCUUCUACGUCUGGGAGCACGAGUUCACCGAGUGGCAGAAGCUGGCAGCCACCGGCGAGGCGCCGCCCAUCUCCCGGAUCCUGCGCCGACACACCUACCAAGAAAGAAGGGAAGAAGGCAGCUGCAAGGCCGAAGCUGCGCGAUGUAAGCUGAAACAGGCCAGUUUGCACGAAGACUUGAAGGGUUCGCGAGAAGGUUCCCACCGGCGCUUGGAGUAUGCCUCAAAGAAGUCUACUAGUUCAAGACUUGAAGGAUGA